GAUGUGAAUGACGACUUGAAACGAGAGCUGGCGUUCUACGACAUUGCACUUGCAGGUGUGAAGGAUUGUCAAGAAAUGUGCAAAAGCUCAGGGAUUCCUUAUGAAAGACCAAAAGACUUCUAUGCUGAGAUGGUAAAAACGGAUGACCACAUGCUCAAGGUGAAAAAACAGCUAAUUGAGCAAUCCGCAAAGGUCGAGGCGGCAGAAAUCCGCAGGAAGCAGAGAGAAGCCAAGAAGUACGGCAAGGCACUACAAGUUGAGCGAAAGAUUGAGAAGGACAAAAGAAAGAAGGAUGAGCUGGAAAGCAUUUCAAAAUGG
Molecule: messenger RNA, 318 nt
Organism: Guillardia theta CCMP2712
Lineage: Eukaryota; Cryptophyceae; Pyrenomonadales; Geminigeraceae
Exons: 1
Biological process (GO): ribosomal large subunit biogenesis; rRNA processing
Cellular component (GO): nucleolus; nuclear periphery; preribosome, large subunit precursor
Source: RefSeq, a predicted model, not a curated record